AUGGUCAAUCAGCAAGGGAAAGCAUCACAGACCGGUCUGUUUUAUUGACGCUGUCUUUCCAUGGCUCAUUGGACAGAAAAAGAAAGUUCCCCCUCAGCCCUCUUUCUGAUUGGCGCUUUUCUUUUGACUCCUAUUGGUCACACCAUGCGGGACAAAAGUGGCGGAACUGGUCGUUUCCAAGGCAACCGGAGGAGGACGGAAACGGCGCCCUGUAACGGCUUUUAUGAGGGAAGUUGUGGCCUUGCUCCCCUCGUUUGAUCUGCGGAGCAAGCCGGCGGCGCUGCCUGGAGGGCGGGUAUGAGCUUGCAUUGGUGACAAAGCAGCAAUGGAGACUUUAGAAGAAGAAAACUUUGGUGUAUCCAUUUCUUCCCCUUCAGAUGCAGAAUUUGAUGCUGUUGUUGGGUAUUUGGAAGACAUUAUAAUGGACCAGGACUUUCAGCUCAUACAAAGAAACUUUAUGGAUAAGUACUAUCAAGAGUUUGAUGAUACGGAGGAAAAUAAGCUUAUCUACACUCCUAUUUUUAAUGAAUAUAUCUGUUUAGUUGAGAAAUAUAUUGAAGAGAAACUCUUGGACAGAAUUCCUGGCUUCAGCAUGUCAGCUUUCACCUUGUCACUGCAGCAACACAAGGAUGAAAUAGCAGGAGACAUUUUUGACAUGCUUCUUACAUUUACUGACUUUCUGGCAUUUAAAGAAAUGUUCCUGGAUUACAGAGCUGAAAAAGAAGGCCGGGGUCUCGACUUGAGUGGUGGAUUUGUGGUGACACCUUUGAGCAAAUCUUCUGUAUCUCCUUCACAGAACAGCCUGCGCCACUAGCUGUAACCUCCAGGAAAGACUGAUUUAGCUUGGGACUGUGGGACCACAGAAGGCAGCAACUGAGACAAAAACAUUGCCCCAAGUUGUUGAAGCACCUUCCAUCUUGGCAGGCCUGGUUUUCUCAGCCACUUGUUUGUAUGGAUGUUUGUUUCUGCAUGAUCAGGAACUAGAAUAACUCUGUCCUGGUUAGAACAAUAGUCUUGUAGCUCUCAGAUUUGCUCUGUAUAAACCAAAUUGGAUUUUUACCGAUGAUCUGCUGGAAGGUAGCUGGCUUUCAUCAGGUGCUUCUCCAUCAUGGGCCAAGAGGAACAGAAAGGGCAUCCUGAACCUGUUGUGGGUUGGAUGAUUCAAACUGCACGUCCCUGGCGAGUUCUAAGAACUGCAGCUGCUCUGGCAAAAGCAUAAUUGCAAAUGCCAAAUUUUGACUUUUAACAAAAAGUAUGUAUGUUUGGCACGAAUAUAUAUAUAUAUAGAGAGAGAGAUGUAUAUAUAGCAUGAAGUUGUUACCUGUUUUAUUUGAUAGUGUGGAUGUGUGUGAUUCCCAUUAAUUGUCCUGUUACUUUAGAACUCUCACCUAUGCUUCAAAAGUAACCAUGUUUUUGAAAUGCAGUAUUUUUCCCCUCUGUCCUCAGAAGUCUCAUACCACAUUUUUUUACUACUUACGGUAUAUGUGUUAGCAAGGGCCACAUUUGCAUGCUGCAACCACUAAGGGCAGGUGUGUGCUGUGCUACAACUUUAAACUGGUUCAAACACCAGGGAAGGGAGCUGGGUUUUUCAUAAGACUACAGUUCCGCAGGUUCCAUAGGGAAAGGUUAUGAAAGUUCAUCCCAGUGCAAGUUUGUUGUCUAGAUAUCUCUCUGUGCUACAUUGAAACUCCUGGCUUCUUCAGCUCAGAGCAAUUGUAGGAAUUUGUGAGUGAUGGAUCCCAGACUCCAGAAGAUUUUGAUCCCUUCUAAAACUUCUAAGAUUUCAUUUGCAAAAUGAUGGCAACUAAGCUUGUUUUAAACUGGGUGAGAUCUGUUGGAAGAAUGAUUAGAUAAAUGAACUGAGUUUUCACAUUUUUAUGAGUGUUGGAUUUCCUGAGAUUCCAAAAAAAAAGAGAAAAGAAACUCACAUGGAGAAUUUUCUGUUUGGGGCUGUAUCUUUGCUGAAUAUCUGGGGAACCUGGCCCAUACUCCAAUGGAAACAGGAUUUUUAUCAGGGCCUUGCUUUCUGUGUCAGUGGCUGAACCAAGUCAAGCACUUGUGACUUGUAGUAUUGAAUUAGACAUACUCCUUAGCACCUGCCUACCUCACCAGGGGUCUAUGGAGCACCUGCUGAAGCAGAUAAGCUGCCACCAUUUUGAAUUGUGCCAUGCAGCAUACUAAGAAAUUUAAAAGCCCAAGAUCCUAGUGGUUAAAAUCUUGCACAUGUGGCUUGCCUUUAUUCUAGACUGACUUCAUUCAGUGUGUGGCAAUAUAGUGGUACUAUGUAACCUUUCCAUAUGCUUAUGCCUGCCACUUCUGACCUGAAGAAGGUUGGGUUUUUUCCCCAAAAAGGUAUAAUGGGGAUGAGGCCAAAACUAUAAACAUCUGUGUUAAAUUUACCAGUGGAGUCUUCCAGCAACAACAAAAAAUUAUAUAUAUAUUUCUUAGGUAGUAGCUGGGGCACGGGUUUAGUCCCAAACAUCUUGUGUUUUGGAUCUGUAGUACAGAUACAAUCCAAAACAGCAUCUGUCUAGCAAAUGUGGCUUGUAUUCUGCUCGUAUUGCAACGUUUCCCUUUCCUGGUUCAGUAAAGUUUUCCGGAUUAUCUGAAAUGUGGUGCCUAAUCCUGAGGCAAACCAUACAUGUCAAAAGAGACCAAUUAUAAUCUUCAUGUCACCCAUUGAUCAUUCUUGCAGACUAUGUACAAAUGAGGUAUCCUUUUAAUUGAAGGUACUCUUGUAUCAACAGGCCGCCUUUUAAAAGUUACAAUAAGCAAGCAAUUAGUUUUGAAAGAGUGCUAGCGACCUGUUAUGUCGCCUAAGUACAGUAUUUAUGGGAGCAGUCAACAUCCCCAAGAAUCCUGACCUUCAGGGCUCCCACCCCUCUUUUCUCUGUUGGCACAAGUGCCAGUUUACUUUGAAAAACAUUGUAUUCAUUACCCACCUGGCAGUAAUGCUUUGAGGUACCUGAGGAAUGGACUUGUCCUCUUUUUAAUCACCCCACCCCCAACAGCUCAAGUGCAUUGGGAUGAAUUUUGGUAUGGGCUGAAAGCAUUAUCUGUAGUUUUAAAAACCGCAUCCUUGGAGGGAGCACAAAAGAAACAGUGGGUAUAGAUUGCUAAGGAUAUACUGGCCAUCGGGAAUCUUGGUGUGGAUGCUGGCAUGACUUCUGUGGAUCGUGUUCCAAGUCUGUAGUUUGUCGAAGUUAGCUUCUCAUCCAGCAAAGAGCUGUGCUCUUAGCUAGGGAAACCACCUAGAGACACUAAAAAUGUGUAUUUGUUUGUGUUGGAUUAAAUAAUUCAAUUCAA
This is a messenger RNA of Heteronotia binoei (common prickly gecko), 3306 nucleotides long. It is a transcript of the gene ARL2BP, whose product is annotated as ADP ribosylation factor like GTPase 2 binding protein. NCBI's taxonomy places the organism in Eukaryota, Metazoa, Chordata, Lepidosauria, Squamata, Gekkonidae. The transcript is spliced from 7 exons. Gene Ontology annotation, biological process: positive regulation of tyrosine phosphorylation of STAT protein; maintenance of protein location in nucleus. Bases 326 to 814 code for a protein of 162 amino acids. The record is from RefSeq and is a predicted model, not a curated record. Gene Ontology annotation, cellular component: mitochondrial intermembrane space.